Molecule: messenger RNA, 2229 nt
Organism: Brassica napus (rape)
Lineage: Eukaryota; Viridiplantae; Streptophyta; Magnoliopsida; Brassicales; Brassicaceae
Product: pentatricopeptide repeat-containing protein At2g34400-like
Exons: 2
Coding region: 61-1929 (622 amino acids)
Biological process (GO): RNA modification
Cellular component (GO): intracellular membrane-bounded organelle
Molecular function (GO): protein binding; RNA binding
Source: RefSeq, a predicted model, not a curated record
UGGAUCCGAAUCCAACCCACGUACCAUUUUAAACUCUGUCUUCACACGUGGGCCAUUCUCAUGAGAUUUCAAAUGCUCAAACCAGAGAAACUAGCGUUCUCCAUUUCCCGCCAAUUCCCAUCACUCAAACCUAAACAACCUGAAGAAUCACGACGCGAUCUCGUCGGAGACUUUCUUCUCCGGCUUAAAAAAUGCGUCUCCGUGAACCAACUCCGAGAGAUCCAAGCCCAGAUGUUAUUAAACUCCGUCGACAAACCCAAUUUCCUGAUUCCCAGAGCCGUCGAGCUCGGCGACUUCACUCACGCCUCUCUCCUCUUCUCCGCGGCGGAGGAACCUAACCACUACUCCUUCAAUUUCAUGAUCCGGGGGCUAACCAACACGUGGCACGAUCACGUGGGGGCGUUGUCGCUGUACCGCCGGAUGAGGUUUUCUGGGUUAAAGCCCGAUAAUUUCACGUACAAUUUCGUUUUCGUCGCGUGCGGGAACCUCCCGGAGAUUAGGGUUGGUAGAUCUGUUCAUUCCUCGCUGUUCAAAGUCGGGUUGGAAAGAGACGAUCACGUGAAUCAUUCGUUGAUCACUAUGUAUGCGAAAUGUCGUCAUGUGGUUGAUGCACGGAAGGUGUUCGAUGAAAUUACUGAGAAAGAUAUGGUGUCGUGGAACUCGAUGAUUGCUGGGUAUUCUCUUGCGGGUAAGGCGGAAGACGCGGUGGGUUUGUUUAGGAGGAUGGAGGAGGAAGGAGUUGAGCCAGAUGAGAGGACGUUGGUGAGUGUGUUGGGUGCUUGUUCACAUUUGGGUGAUUUGAAAACUGGUAGAUUGCUUGAGGGUAUAGCUAUCAGGAAGAAGAUCGGGUUAAGCGCGUUUCUUGGGCCUAAGUUGAUCAGUAUGUAUGGCAAAUGCGGGGAAUUGGACUCGGCGAGAAGGGUUUUCAAUCAGAUGGUUAACAAGGACCGUGUUGCUUGGAAUGCUAUGAUCACUGUGUACUCACAAAACGGGAGGUCAAUGGAAGCUAUUAAGCUGUUUCGUGAGAUGGAAGAUUCAAGAGUUUCCCCUGACGCUGUUACAUUGUCUACGGUACUGUCUGCUUGUGGUUCAGUUGGAGCUCUUGAGUUAGGCAAAAGGAUUGAGUCAUACGCCUUAGAAACAGGCUUGCAACAUAACAUCUAUGUGGCCACAGGACUAGUUGAUAUGUACGGGAAGUGCGGAGGCAUAGAGGACGCUCUUAGAGUAUUUGAAUCCAUGCCUGUGAAAAACGAAGCAACUUGGAACGCUAUGAUAUCUACUUACGCGCAUCAUGGACACGCCAAAGAAGCUCUUUUACUGUUUGACCAAAUGUCAGUUCCUCCAAGUGAUGUUACAUUCGUGGGAGUGCUCUCUGCUUGUGUUCACGCCGGUUUGGUCGAUCAGGGCCGUAGGUAUUUCCAUGAGAUGAGUUCUUCCUUCGGGUUGGUCCCGAAGAUCGAGCACUACACAAACGUUAUCGAUCUUUUGGCUCGUGCGGGGAUGUUAAACGAGGCGUGGGAGUUCAUGGAGAAGUUUCCUGGGAAGGCAGAUGAGAUCAUGUUAGGAGCGAUUCUUGGAGCGUGUCAGAAGAGAAAAGAUGUGGUGGUUGGAGGGAAAGCGAUGAAGAUGUUGAUGGAGAUGGAGGAGGUGAAGAACGCAGGGAACUAUGUUAUAUCUUCGAAGGUGUAUGCUGAUAUGAAGAUGUGGGAUGAAUGUGCGGAGAUGAGGGCGUUGAUGAGAGACAGAGGCGUUGUUAAGACGCCAGGAUGUAGCUGGAUUGAGAUGGAUGGUGAGAUGAUAGAGUUUAAUGCUGGAAGCUAUGUUUUACAGUGUGGCAGGGAGGAUGCUGGGUCGUUGUUGGGUUUGUUGGUAGAGGAGAUGAAGAAGGGAAGGUAUGAUUUUUCCAGUGGGAGUUUGAGUUUUGGUUAGUCCCUUCAGCUCCGAGUUUCUGAGGAUGUUAAAGAUGUGAGUUAAGUUGUGUCUUCUGACGAUGAAAGUGGUGCAAAGUGUUGUAGGUCGCUCAAGACUCAAGAGAGCAUGAAUCGAUCUGCUUCAUUUGCAUUUGAUGCUUAACGUGGGGACGAAGAGGUGGUUGCAGAUGUCAUAACUCAUAAGUACUAACUUAUGACUCUGUAAGUGUUUGGCAAUCAUACAACUGUGAUGAUUGGUAUACCAACUUUUUACUGUUUUUUCUUAAUGUGAUUCAGCUAAUUUCUACUCAUAAUAUUU